Messenger RNA from Macroventuria anomochaeta, 1398 nucleotides. Its product is annotated as Zip-domain-containing protein. The record is from RefSeq and is a predicted model, not a curated record. Gene Ontology annotation, cellular component: plasma membrane. Bases 1 to 1398 code for a protein of 465 amino acids. The transcript is spliced from 5 exons. Gene Ontology annotation, biological process: zinc ion transmembrane transport. NCBI's taxonomy places the organism in Eukaryota, Fungi, Ascomycota, Dothideomycetes, Pleosporales, Didymellaceae. Gene Ontology annotation, molecular function: zinc ion transmembrane transporter activity.
AUGGUCAGCAGAACAUUUCUGAAGCUGAUAAUCUCAAGACACUGUGCUGUGGACAUGCUUACUGUGACUGUGACGGCGACCAUUACACAGCCUGCUUCUGCGACCCCGACAAUCACAGCUGUGUCAGACUGCCACCCUCACGGAACUACCAACUGGUGCAUGGUCGGUACCGAGGAGUACCAGAUCUCCGGGCCUACUGCGACAGAGGAGUUCCAGGCACAAUACACAGACUGCCACAAGCACGGCAGUGACACAUACUGCGUUGACGAUACAGGCGAGGAUGUCGAGGUCAUCAUGGAGUCUACCGAGGAGACUACUCACUCUGGCGAGACUGCUGAGGAGCCCGCUGGAUCUCGAGAGCACUGCCACUUCCAUGCCGGUGUUGAACACUGCGUAGGCGGCAGCGAGGAGGUAUCUUGCGACGCGACGCCCCGUGACUACAACAUCCCCUUACGUAUUGGUCUUCUCUUUGUCAUCCUCGCUACCAGCGCGUUCGGUGUCUUCUUGCCUAUUCUGACGACCCGCUUUAACAUCAUCUCCCAGACGAACAUGAUAUUCGUUGUCCUGAAGCAGUUCGGUACCGGUAUCGUUCUGUCGACUGCCUUCGUCCAUCUUUUUACGCACGCCGAUCUUAUGUUCGGCAACGAAUGCCUGGGUGAGCUCCAGUACGAGGGAACUACCGCCGCUGUCUUCCUUGCUGGUCUCUUCCUGUCGUUCUUGGCGGACUACCUUGGUGCUCGUUUCGUUCAGUGGCGCCAGAAGAAGCACGCUGCGACCGACAGCGAGAUUCGCGGCACUCCUACUGACGGCAGUGAUAAGGCGGUAUCCGCGUCCAGCACACCGGAGAACGAGUUCAACCGCAGCCACAGCCUUCCUCAUGCCCACGGAGCCAUUCACAACGCCACUCCUAUGGAGGAGAAGAUCAAUGUCAUGAACCUCGAGGCUGGUAUUAUCUUCCACUCUAUCCUUAUCGGCAUCACCCUUGUAGUCGCCGGCGACUCUUUCUUCAUCACACUCUUCGUCGUCAUACUCUUCCACCAGAUGUUCGAGGGUAUCGCAUUAGGAACGUGUAUCGCCGAGCUACCCAAGGCUGCCGCAUCGACUCUGCAGAAGUGCAUCAUGGGUGGAACCUUCGCCCUCAUCACUCCAAUCGGUAUGGCUAUCGGUAUCGGCGUCUUGAACUCGUUCAAUGGAAACGACCCUUCCACCAUCGUCGCCAUCGGAACUCUUGAUGCGCUUUCAGCGGGUAUCCUGGCGUGGGUUGGUAUUGUCGAGAUGUUGGCGAGAGACUGGAUGCACGGGCGCUUGUUCAAUGCCAGUUUGAUCAGGUCAGCGGCAGCCAUGUUCGCAUUGGUCUGUGGUAUGGUGUUGAUGAGCGUGCUUGGCAAGUGGGCUUAG